Molecule: messenger RNA, 21713 nt
Organism: Corythoichthys intestinalis (scribbled pipefish)
Lineage: Eukaryota; Metazoa; Chordata; Actinopteri; Syngnathiformes; Syngnathidae
Exons: 3
Coding region: 16847-18292 (481 amino acids)
Source: RefSeq, a predicted model, not a curated record
CGCUCCAAACUGCUCUGUAGUAGAUGCAACUCAAAGUGUGAACAUUAAGUGAAUUAUUGAUUUGGCACUAUGUGGUGCAGUCUGCAUCAUUGUAAUUGGAGUGAAAGCAUCACAUGGUGGACAACAGGCUUCAGGGCUACAACAUCUGAUUGUCAUUACUUCCUUUUAAUGGACAGAGUGCUGACGACGCCAAAUAAGGAAUGCAUUGUUUUGAGCCGAUGCUUGGUUAUCAAAGAGGUCCUUGCAGUUCAGAGUCUUAUUGACACGACUCAAAAUGCGUAAAUGAAUUUGCUAUUGAACAACAAAGAGCACCCAUUCAAAUGAAAAGCACAUUUAUAAAAGAAUACUUUGAUAAUCAAUACGGAUCACGCAUGUCUCUGCUAUCCCGGCGCUUCAUGUUCUGACACUAGUGUGUCUUGGCUGCACAGCCAUUUUCGAUUUCCCCGAAAGACUCAUCAAUGCGCCAUUACCAAGUCAAAUCGGGUGGUGCUGCAGAGCUUUGCAGAGAACAAGGAUUGUGAGCAAAAACACAUACACACACCGCAGGAUUCCUUCACAACGCCUGCGAGGUAAGCCUUUACAAAGGAUAACAAACAGAACUAGAAAAUGCAAUUUCUGGAGAAAUUGUGAUGGUUCGUUUAUCGGGUCAUUUCCUGUUAUUUUAGGGCAUUUUGGGUCAUGGAGGUACAUGACCGUCAAUAUCAUGGACGCACAUGGCUGUCAAUGGUAUUGACACAUAUUGAUGUCAAAGGAAUUGACAUCAAUUGUCCCUGUCGAAUAUCAUUGGACUUUAAAGUGCCUAUGACACCAUAAAAAAUCUUAAAUAGCAUUAUUAUGUGAAUUAAAAUAAUAUUUUGAGACAAUUCGACUAUAUAAAACAAAGAGAGAAAUGGGUUUUUUAAUCUGCCGUUUUAGCCCCGCCUGUCAUUAUAGCACCCUAGUGCCUCCAUCUGGGUGAUGACGUCAUCAGAGUAACAAUUUCAGCUGAUUUAGAAUUAAGCCCAAUGGAGGAGGAAAAUUCAGAAAGUUGAUCAUUGUUUUUAUCUCUCUCCUCCAAUAUUUUUACAAGAUAUUCUUUUUAAGUAUUCUCAGUAUAUUUCCACAAUUGCUAAAUAAAUUGUAUGGUCAGGGCAAAUAAGUCUUGUGAUAAAUGGAAUAUAAAAUAUUAGAACUGCAUUUAUUUAGUAUGACAGGUACUAUUACUGCAUAAUGGUCAAAACUGCUGACUUCUUAAACCUCCCGAACGGUAUUUAAUGCCACCGGAGUUAGUCCAGCUUUUGUCAUUUCCCUGCCUCGCACCACUCACCCUGGUGUAGCAACAAAAGCCUGGAGCACAUUGGGCUGGCGUGACGCAAAAAAUGAACAAAUUAAUCCGCAAAAUCAGCUUAACCUGCAGUCCUUCUGCAUAAUAUAGUAAUAUAUUGUGACGAUGAUUAGUCCACUGACGUCACAUUCGGCUUCUUCCUCAAUCCAGACUCUGGCCGGAAGUCAUUCAUUUUCAUGGCGCGGGAUUAAAAACAUUGAAUAAAUUUAUCGAUCGCUUCCACAAACAUCCAAGCGGUCCAUUUCAUUCAUUCAUGAGCAUAAAAUACAGCGUGUAAUAUGAAAUAAACAUGCUUUUUUGUAUCACAGGCACUUUGACACUUAGGCACUUUCACAGGCAAUGUUUUUCAUCAAAAAUCACAAUAGUACACCAAUAGAGAUGUUUAUGAGUGUGCCAAUAUCGAGUUUUGAAGGGCUGGUUUGGAAAUUCAUAGGCGUUAUUGGAAAUGUUUGUGCCAUUGAAAUGAAUGGCAAAUGGAGCCAUUGGAAAUAAAUGGGAAAUUUUGCUGAUUAGAAAUGAAUUUUCUGGUUAAUUGGGGUGAAUUUUGGGCUCACCUUUUGUUGAUACUGGAUCAUUUCUUGUUGAUUUAGGGGCAUUCAGGAUCACUUCUUGUUGAUAUCGGGUCACUAGUUGUUGGUUUGGGCCAAUUUGCGCUCCAUUCCUAUUGAUUUUGGGGAAUUUUGAGGUCUCCUUCUAUUAAUAUCGGUUCACUUCCUGUUGAUUUGGGGGCAUUUUGGUAGCCUGUGAUGGUUGAUAUAUUGGGUCACUUGUUGAUUUUGAGACAUUUUGAUGUCACUUCCUGUUGACAAUAGGUCACUUCCUUUUGGUUUUGGGGUAUUUCAGGGUCACUCCCUGUUGAUUUGGGGGCAUUCAGGCUCACCGUUUGUUGAUAUUGGGUCAUCUCCUGUUGAUUUAGGGGCAUUCCAGGAUUACUCCGUGUUGAUUUGGUUGGCAUUUCAGGGUGUUUCCGGUUGAUAACGGGUCUGUUCCUGUUGAUCACAGAUCAAUUCCUGUCAAUGGAACCGCCACUUGGGCCUUUGGAUAUGAAUGGGAAUGUUUGUUCUUUGGAAAUAGUUAAACGUUUUUGGCAAAUUUUGGCAGAACUGUACAUUUUUUGCUACAAAAAAAAUAAUAAUAAUACUUGCCUGGUGCGCUUCAUUACUUAAUUUUUUUAUGUGUAAAUAAUUUAAGUCUAAAUUGUAGGACAAGUAGCAUUUUGAAAUGUCACUUUUCCCCCCCUAGAAAACCCACAAAUAUUAUAGGUGGUAGCUUUUGCAUUUGAUGUAAAGCUACCAUCAAUAAACAAACACAAAGUGUUUGAGGUCUUGAAGGUUUGUUCUUCAGGUCCGAUGACAUUUUACUUGUAAGCUGAUGAGCAGUAAGGGAGCUCAUUGGUAAUGGGGAUUGAAAGGCGCGCUUUAAUUGUUUGUGGCAUGUGAAAUGAGAAACUAUAAUGUGUGACUAGCGGCCCCAGGAGAUGGUAAUCUGCUUGGCAGCUUUAAGAAGAGCGUCCGAGAAAUGCAUUUGCAUUUCUCCCUCUGCUCGUUCUAGCCAUAAACUCUCUCAGGUCACUUCGACAGUUAGCUUAACACUUAGCUUCUCACUGAUGCUCUGCAUGUCAUGAAAAGGCUACCAUCUAAGAUAUUAUGUUGGUUUUGCCCUGCCAAAACUGUUUGUAGCAGUCCUUCUCCGAAUAAGAGUGAGUCUUGACUGAUGAUUUGGUGUUUUUGUGUUCUCAAAUCAUGCAAAAUAUCCACAAUUAGGGCUGUCCCAAACGACAAUUUUUUCCCCCCGAUUAGUCAUCCGACAAUUUUUACGAUUAGUUUACUGAUCUAAUAAUUUAAAACAAUUCUUAAAAAAUAUAUAUCUAGCAUUAAUAUUAUAGUAUACUACUAUAUACGUGUAUAAUUAUAUUAUAAUAUUUAUUCAUUGCCAAUCAAAUUUUUCUUAAAGGGUGCCAUUUUAAAGCUAUUCUUAGUGUAGAAUCUGAAUUCUGAAGUAUGUGGGAUUAACUCCAGAAAUCGUUAUUUAUAUGACGUGCUUGUAUUUUGAAAUGUUCACCGGAAGUGCGUUCGCAAAACCGCUAACUGUAAGCUUUGCACUCCGCAAAAAAAGCACGUUUUGUCAUUGCAAGUGGUGUCAGUUAUAAGCCUUUUUUUUCUUCAUUUUUUCGUUUGCAAAUGCUGUUAACCAGCAAUUUUUUUUUCAUGUUUGAAGUGUCACCUUUAAACCGCAAGUUUGCAUUUUGGAGAACACUGCCAAUGUUUUAUAGCAGGCUAAAGUAAGUUGUCUUUUUCCCCAUUAGCCUCAAUGUUGCAAUGCUAACGUUUACAGUGUUUAAUAUAGAUGUGUUUCCUUAUAUUUGUAUGUCUGAACUUUAAUUCUACAGCGAUUUGAUGACCAAUAAACAUCUGUGAAAAGAACUGGAGUCUCAUAUGCCAUCAACACGCACGUAUACAUGCACGCAUAAAUGUAUGCACGCACGUGGCGAUAAAAUGCAGCUGUGAAAAUUACCACCCUCAUUUUUAUUUAUGGUGCGAUAAAUGGACUUAUUGCAUAUAGCGAUAGGCUUGGCAACUUCAAUAAAAAAUGUUGUUUGUUAGAUGGACUUACGAUUUGCCAGCUUGUUGUCUACUGUCGUCUUCCGAAAUUACAAUUGGGUGACGGCGCUUUAGGUAUUCAUUCACGACCGACGUGCAGCCAAGCUUGGCAUUGAAGAGUCAGGACACAACAGUGUACCCUCCUUUGUUUCGUUGAAUUAAGUCAAUGUUUUGGCCAAUCUCGUGCGCUUUUUUGGCUUUGUGCCACUUUCCACGCUUGCAUACUGAGCGUCUACGAUUGUCAACUUUCCACAUCAACACCGUUCAAACACCAAAAUGAGCGGAAUUCUCGCAGGCUUAAUUUCGUAUGACACCCCAAAAAUGUCCGUCGCCCCCCAUUUUUUAAAUUUUUAUUUUUUAAGAAAAAAAGUGACAUUUCAAAAUGCUACUUGUCCUGCAGUUUUUGUCCAAAUCACAUCAACAACUUCAGGAUGCCCCGGAGUAGAAAAAUGGUAUAUAGCUUUUGACAAAAACGUACAGUUUGGCCAAAAUUUGGCCAAAACUUUCCGAUUAAUUUCCAGUGAAUUAACUUUCUCAUUAAUUUCGGCGAUUCACCACUACAUCGACAGGAAGUGAGUCAAUAUUAACAGUAAGUGACCCCCCAAAUGCCUUCAAAUAAACAGGAAGUGACUACUAAAUGCCUCCAAAUCAACAGGAAGGGACCCAUUUAUUUCUAAUGGCAAAAUUUUCCAUUUCCAAUGGGCCUCUUCGCCUCGCUAUUGAUAGAAGGUGACCGGUGAUCAACAGGAAGUAAACCAAUAUCAGCAGUAAGGGACCCUCUAAUGCCCCCAAAACAGGGGAAAGUGACCAUGAAGUGCCCCAAAAUCAAAAGAAAGUGACCUAAUAUCAACAGGAAAGUGACCCUGAAAUGCCUCAACAUCAACAGGAAGUGACCCGAUAUAUCAACCUUCAACAGGCUAACAAAAUGCCCCCAGAUCAGCAGGGAGUGAACCGAUAUCAAAAGGAAGUGACCUCAAAAUGCUCCAAAAUCAACAGAAACUGACCCCAAAUUGGCCCAAACCAACAAAAGUGACCCGAUAACAGGAAGUGACCCCAGAAUCAACAGGAGGUGACCUGAUGUCUCCAGAAAGUGACCCCGAAAUGCCUCAAAACCAACAGUUACAUAUACUGUACCAACCAUCGCAGCAGUGUUGUUUUUGGCAGCCAUUUUAAUUUUCGUCUUAGUGUUUUGGACAAAAAUACUUAUUAAUCUGAGUCAUAUUUUAGUCAUUUAAAAAUGUUUUCGUCUAAAAACUUAGUUUUAGUCCAUAAGUAAAUAAAAGAUUUUCUCAACAGUUUCGAAUAAACAUGACAGACUAGCACAUAUUUGUAGAAUCUACAAGGGCAUCACCAUUUUUGUGUUGAUAUAACACACUUUGCAGGAAAACAGCACAUUAUUUGCAAUUAGUUUAACUCACCUGAACGCCACGAACUGGAUGCAAAAAGUUUUCCAAGAGUUUAAGAAGACACCCGCUGAGUCACCGCGCUAAAUGCUAAUGCUAACACGAACGUUCGUUAUCGUCAUCGUUGACGACAACAACACAGCAUCACAGCAAAGCUACCGCCGCUAUUUUUCCGGAAAUAUGCACUUUCUAGUUUACACUAAACUCGCAAAGAAAGGCUUGCAUUUUGGUUUUGGUUUUUUAUCUCGCCGCAACAGAAACAAGGCAACGAGGCCACGGUAAAGCAAGCAGCUCCACUCGAAAGCGUGUUGAUGACCAAUAAAAAUCUGUGAAAGGAACUGGAGUCUCAUGCCAUCAACACGCACGCACAAAUCUCUGGAUUAAGAAGGGCUAAAGUGAGCAUUGAUGUUGAGUGCAACCCUGGCAAGACUGAGCAUAACAACCUCGCUUCAUGUCACUAUCCCCUGAGGACUGCUGGGAGUUGAGUGCGAUCAGGACAGGUUGGUGACAAGACACUUGCAAUGUCAGGUGCGGAGAAAGAGAGACUGGCCGAAGGACGGCAGAGGAAAGAGCUUUUUGUAAUUGGACAGCACACAGGAGCCAUUGCCCCCGAACCCCCCGCCCGCUUAUCCUCCAGCGCAGCUCCACUCACUGAUAGUUAUUACCCAGCCAUUAUCAGCUUCUCUCCCAAUGCGCAGCGCUGCUUUUUAUUCAAAAGGCCUCACUCAUCCAAGGCCGGUGGAUUUUAUUUAUUCUGCAGUAGCCGUCUCUUAUUCAUUCCACCUUGGAGUAUUUUGUUUCCCCUUUUAGAGCAGUUAAUCAUGGCUGAAUGCUUCCUUGACAGCAACAUAGUCGUGUUUUAAAACACAACUUCAAGGUUCUAUCACAGUAGAUGCGUACGUAUCAAAAUCAUUCUGAUUGAAACAGUUUUUACUAGCUGUGGUACAGAGAAGUUGUUUUGUUUUCAAAUUGUUUUGCUCUUAAAACCACCAAAAUGUCAUUUCUUGGUUGGAUUUUAGAGUAUCAAUGGAUGAUGAAUUUUAUUUAAGGUCUUAAAGUGACUGCAGCAAAAUCAUAGCUAUUACAGUAUUAUCCUGAUUUGUUAUCCCUCUGCGAGGCAGCCUGUAGUUGCUUCCAGCUGCUUUGCUUUCCUCCGGAUUGUUCCGCAGUACCUCAAACUGAGAUGGAGUGAGGCCAUUAUUAUCUGGCUCUGCAACGAUCCCACAGGCACUCAGCAAAAUACAUAUGCAACUACACAAACACGCAUCCACUCAUGUCACGCCGCGCAUAGUCCAAAUGCCAACCACACACAAACGUGCUGUAACGUCAAACCUGAUUGUGGUGUCGUCACAUAAAAAAAAAAAAAAAAAAAAAAAAGUGGAAAAAGCUAGUCUUAUAUCGAGGACCAAAGCUGCCAAAAUUAAAAAUAAAAAAUAGAAGUGAAAAUGAAAACAACUACAGGUAGUCCCUGGUUUAUGAACGACUUCCGUUCCUGUGCUGGCGAUUUAACCCAUCCGAAUUUCCGCGUAAAUUGGAAUCUACCUUUUAAAUACCUCAAAACACCCUCUAAAUAAAAAAAAAAAAACUAUCCAAAAACAUGUAUUAUACAACAUUACUGGACUGUACUCGCCAACAUGUUGACGCCAAGUCCUAGCUAGAUAGCGAGCUAAGCUCAGAAAUGACAAUGUCAGACGUCCGUGUGGUUUGCUGGCUUUAUUCAGCUGCUCAUGACACCAACACUUGCAGAAUGAAACUAAAAUAAAAUAAAAUUAAAUUCAUCUCAUCUUCAAUAACGUCAAUUCAAAUUUACAUUUAUAACUAGCUGCACACAAACGAUUUGCAUGUAUCAGUUGGCGUCCUCACAUCAUCGAAAACAAUCACAUCAACUUGCCCCAAGUAUUGCCGCACAGUGUUGCCCCACAAUUGAAAACGCACAAUAAACAGUACAAAAGGAGUUGUAUACAGCCGUCUCCUUUGGAUGCUUCACAAGCAACAAAUGUGCGCGCAGGCUAUCACCUCUGUCACUAGGCUGCUCUGUGUGUGGGGUGUGCGCGUCUGUGCAUAUGCUCGCUUGUGAAAGUACUACCUGCUCUACGCUUUCUGCGCCAAAAUAAAAGCAUGUAUCACACAGGCAUGAAAAUCUCUCACCUUUCGGCGAAAUUCGCCGUUUUGAAGUCAAAAAGGGCGACCUACGUGAAUUGCGUAGAUCCGAGGAGAAAUUCUUUUUGGGAGGGGGGGGGGGUCGGGAGGUUUUAUUUAAUUAUUAUUAUUAUCAUCAUGUGAUUAACUUAGUACGUAAACUGAGCACUUAAGAACACAGUCAGCAAAUCCUUCUAGAUGCUUCGCUGACGAGAACCAAUCAUCGGCCCAAGCUGCGUUCCAUUAUUCCAAACGCGCGCACUCCUUACGCGUGUACAUGGAGUGCUCGGAGAGCCUUCGGUUGCAUUGCAAAGCUGCGGGGAAAAAAAGCAGGCCUUAUCCACAUCGGGGCAGACCAGAGCGCAGCAUACACACUUGCCUGUAUUUGCCAGCAGAUUGAAUUUGGUGAGUAAUGGUUUCAAUCGUUUUCACGUUUUGCGAUAUAAAAAAGUUACUGCCAUUCGUUGCAGCUUGCGUUGAACACUGCCAGAGCUAGCCAAAUCUCCCAUGAAAAAAAUAGCUCCCGUUAAAUUGGCGUCAAGCCUGUGUAUUUAGCGGUAAUAUAAACGAAGAAACACACUGUUGAGUCAAAUUAAGCGGCAUUCUCUCGGAUGGAGGGGGCGCCUCACAUCGCUCCCGUCGUCCGCCGGAGACGCGUUAUUUUCGGCUUGGAUUUGAGCUGACGGCCGGUGUCGGCACAACAGCGGCCCGACGAGUGGUGGGAAUGAGUCCUGCUUCUGAAAGCUUUUCAGAAAUACAGGGUUCCCUCGUUUUUCGCGGUUAAUGGGGACCAGAACCCGCCGCAAUAAGUGAAAACCGCGAAGUAGCCCCCCCCCAACCCCACCCCCCCCCAUUUUUUUGUGCGUGUUCAAUGCAUUUAUUCAGAUUUUACAUUGGAAAAAAGAUACAUAUACAUAAGACAUGUUUUUUCACUUUUUUCACCAAAGUAUCAUUUAUAAAUGGUUUUCAAGCACUUCAAAAUGUAAGAAUUAUGAUAAGUUUUAAACAUGUUACUGCCCCACCGAAUUAUUUUUAAACAAGAAUAAAGUAGUUAGAAAAUGUUUGGCUUUAUUAAAAGCUUCAUAGUGAGUCUACUCAAACCCUCUCAGGCUUUGGUAAACGGUGAUUGGCACAUGUGCAAAGUUUUUCUUUUUAUAUAUAUAUUUUUGUUUGAAGCAACUUAUUUGAUUGAAUAAUAAAGACACAAAUGUCCUAGCCAAAAUGUGGCCCAAACGCAAAACAUUACUUAAAUGGAAAAAUUUGUUUCAAUCAAGAAAAAUAGUUUUCAAAUGCUUUUUUUGUCUCAAAUUUAUUAUUGCAAUCAAAAACUUUUUUUUUUUUAUUGAAGCUACUUUUUGGGAUUAAAAGUAUAUACUGUAUUUUGAUUGAAGCAACUUUGUUUUUGAUCGAAGUAACUUUGUUUUUUGAUUGAAUAAUAAAAACACAAAUCUAACUCCAUCGUUAUUGAGUGAGAAAGAAAUUAAGAAAGCUUUAAAACUAAAAGCCACCGGGGAGUCUGUUUGUUUUUUUAAAUAUUUAUAUUUCAUUACAUAGACAUGCGUUGUAGGGAAGGGAGAUUGAGGGAUAAAAAAAGGAGUUAGAUGAGGCUGCUAAAGGCAGUGGAUACCUCAUCAGCUGGGUGAAUAGCAGACCUGGUAAGAACAAGUUUGCAAGGAUAGUCGGGUAUUAAAUCCAAUUAUAAACACAAUUACAAUGUUAUUUUUCUAUAAGAUUUUUAUGUCAUUGCUUUAUUAAUCAUUAGGUGCUAGAGUUGUUAAGUAUGGCUAAUAAUGAAAUAAUAGUUUUAAGAAAACCGUGCUGUUGGUGGCUCAGUGACCCUCAGAUGAACAAGUUGAGGAAGGAAGUUUUGAUGCAGAGGUUGAAGGAAGAAAAGAGGCAGACUGACUGAGUCACAGCCAGAAAGUGUUGAUGACAGUUUUGAUUUCUAUUCACUGUUGCCCCCUCCCAAUUAAAGUAUGUCACAGUCGCAGCCAAUUAUUAUCUAAAGCUGGUUAAAAUUUAAGUUAUGUUUUAAGGUGUAUUAAAUACUUGUUCAUGUGCCCCUUUUGAUCUACGAGCACCCACCCCUCCACCGGUCUCUGCAUGGCCCUGCUGAAACACAGUGUGGGUCGACAGAGCUCAAUAUUUUGUUGGGGUGUACAAUACAGUGUACUGGAACAUAUUUCCUCCACACCCUUCUCACCUUUUUAACCCCUGACCCAUUUAAAAAAAUGUUGAGACGCCUGCGUUGUAAAGUCGAAACGCGUAUGUCGGGUCCUUCAUAACCCCGUGGACAACCUGUAAUAUGGAAGUAAAUAUAAGUAGUCUCCGGGUAGUCUCAUUUUUGAUUUAUUUCUUUGUGAUGCAUGCUUUUAUUUUGGUGCAGGAAGCGUAGAGCAGGUAGUACUAAUGGCACGCGAGUAGUGCGACAAAAUAUCAAAAUGGUGAUAUAUCGUGAUAAUCUGCAUCCCAAAAGGUUAUCGAUCUGCUCAUGCUCAGAAUCGAGACAUCGUUUUAAAAAGGAGUCAAUGUUUAAAAAAAAAAAAAAAAAUCCAUCAUAAUAGUGUCUCAGUUAACUCCAUGACGGCACUCAACGCCCAAUCCAUUAAGACUUGGGAAGGCGAAUAAGCGUUUGUUCGUUCAAAACCAGAGUAUUCAGUCACUAUUCACGAUUUUCGGGGCAUUUACAGAUCCCGUCCUGUUGAGUUUGAGUCAUUCCCGGGUCACUUCUUGUUUUGUAACCCAAAAUCAACCGGAAGUGACUGAAAAUCAAUAGGUAAUGACCUGAAAUGGCCCAAAAUGACCUCGAGCUAGUCAUGACCAAAUCCGAUGAGUAGCCAAUGCCAGCUGUCGCAUUAGAAAUUAGCGGUUAGUGUUAGCAGUUAGCAUUUGCAGUUAAUGUUGGCAGUUACCAGAAGCAAUAGCGUCUAGGUUAGCAAAGCGAUAGUCGUUAGCAUCAAUGUAGCAUUAGCAUUUACAUAACCAACCACUAGGCGAUUUUUAAAUCUAAUUUCUUAUUUUUGUAUUCAUGGUCGUUUUUAUUUCCACAUUUAUUUAUCUAUAAUUUUGGCAGGUCCUCCUCCAUACAAAUGCGACCACACACAUACGUGCUGUAACGUUUAACUUGAUGCUGUCAUCACAUGAAGAAAAAAAAAAAAAAAAAUUAAGCUAGUCAUGAUGCCAGGGUCAGAGUUGACUUCAAAUUACAGCUGGUGCCCCCAUCAAAGCCUGUGAUGGAUCUCUAUACACCCCCAUUUACAGCACCCUAGCCAGCAAACACAGCUAUUUUGUAGCACCUGAAGCACCCCCAUCUUCUCCUCUUCUCUGCGUAUGAGCAAUAGAUGAGGUGGCGCCAUUAAGUGAAUUUGCUGUUAUUUCCCCUGGCUCUUAGCUGAAGAUGUCAAACCUCCACCAGCGAGGCAGCCAAGGAUGACAGGCGGCACACUCUCACGCGAUCCGCUUUUAUUCUUCUGCGUAAUUCAUCAAUUUGCUUGGGCGAGCGGUAAAUGGCCCCUGGUCUCAUCAGAGACAAAGAGAAAAAUAUUAGGUUGCUUCCAAUGUAAUUACAAUGAUUUUUAAGCCUUAUAUUCACAUUCUUUCGACCAAUUAUGUCGGAGGGUUCAUGACUUUAUAUAGUUUAGCUGGCUGCACUUGAUCAAUGAGGCAACAACAAAGUAAACGCGUGGAAUAAGCAAGUUGUCUAAAAACAUUUUCCUUCUUAACAGAGCUAAGCUUAGCUUACCCUAAGAUGUAAAAAAAUGGGGGAUCAAAUAUAUACUGUUGUAUGUAUACAUGUGUUUUAAAAUACUUAAUAGUUUAGUCAUAUUUUAGUCAUUUCGAAUUGCAUUCAUCCUCAUUCCUUAAAGAUAUUGAAGGAAAAUCUAGUGUCCAAGCUUGUGCGCUGUGUUCAUAGUAAAGAUCGACCUAUAUAUCGGCCGGUUGAAAAAUGGAUUUUUUUGAAGAUCGGCCAUCGACCAAGAUAUAGCCGAUGUUAUAGGAUCAUUUUAAAGCCAAUAUAUUUGUUGGCUAUUAAAUCGGGCCGUUUAUGGAAUUUUCUCCCAAGAUCGGCCAAUAUUUGCCAAUACGUAGCCUACAAAAUAGGAUAACUUUUAUGUUCAUGAUUUGGGUGAUCUUUGUUCAUUACAAGCAUGAAAAUCUCUCACCUUCCAGCCAAAUUCGCCGUUUUGAAGUCAAAAAGGGUAAAUUGUGUAGGAUAUUUGGGGGGGGGUUCGGGAGAUUUUGUAAAAUGUUGGACGCUUGGUACGCAAGCGGGGAAAGUGGCACACAGCCAAAAAUGCGCACCCGAGUUGUGUCCAGUCUCUUAAAUGCCAAGCUUGGCUGCAAGUCGGCCGUGAAUGAACACCUAAAGCGCCGUCACCCAGUGGUAAUUUUGGAAGACGACAGGAGACUGUUACUAGCUGGCAGAUCAUAAAUCCAUCUCACUAACUAACGACAUGCUUUAUUGAAGUUGCUAAGCCUGUCGCGAUAUGCAAUGAGUCCAUUUAUCGCACGGUAAAUAAAAAUGAGGGCGGUAAUUUUCACGGAUGCGUUUUAUUGUCUCGUGCAUGCGUAUACACGUGCGUGUUGAUGGCAUAUGAGACUCCAGUUCCUUACACAGAUGAUUAUUGGUCAUCAGCACACCGUAGAAUUAAAGUUCAGACAUACAAAAUAAGGAAACACAUCUAUAUUGAACACUGUAAACUAGAGCUGUCAAAAUUAUCGCGUUAACGGGCGGUAAUUAAUUUUUUAAAUUAAUCACGUUAAAAUAUUUGACACAAUUAACGCACAGGCCCCCGCUCAAACAGUUAGUCCACUUGUUACUUGUGUUUUUUGGAGUUUUGUCGCCCUCUGCUGGCGCUUGGGUGCGACUGAUUUUAUGGGCCCAAGCACCCAUGAGCAUUGUGUAAUUAUUGACAUCAACAAUUGCGGGCUACUAGUUUAUUUUUUGAUUGAAAAUUUUACAAAUUUUAUUAAAACGAAAACAUUAAGAGGGGUUUUAUUAUAAAAAUUCUAUAACUUGUACUAACAUUUAUCUUUUAAGAACUACAAGUCUUUCUAUCCAUGGAUCGCUUUAACAGAAUGUUAAUAAUGUUAAUGCCAUCUUGUUGAUUUAUUGUUAUAAUAAACACAUACAGUACAUAUAUACCGUAUGUUGAAUGUAUAUAUCCAUCUUGUGUCUUAUCUUUCCAUUCCAACUAUAAUUUACAGAAAAAUAUGGCAUAUUUUACAGAUGGUUUUUGAAUUGCGAUUAAUUACGAUUAAUUAAUUUUCAAGAUGUAAUUAACAAGAUUAAAAUCAAACAUUAAAAAUAGCUGGAUAAACUGUUGAUGAAAAAAAGACAUCAUAGCAUUCUGCUAUUUUAAGCUAGCUUUGUUAAAUGUCCCUCAUUCCCGUAAUGCACAGCUUUCAUGAGAAUCACUGACGGCUAUGGCAUUGAAUGAACAUUCCAUUCCACUUCAAACGGCUUAGGCUAGCGAUAAAAUCACAGCAGAAGGAAGAAAAUAACUUGACGUCCAAUACGUUUGAAGUGGGAGGGAUGGCAGAGAAUCAACGAAGUGACGAAGUGAAAUAGAAUAUCCUAGAUUUAUAUCCUGACCCGUGUAUCAAUAAUUGUUGUAUCGCCAUAUUGUGCGAUAGUUAAUGAAGCAUAAUUUACGGGCAUCUCUGAACUCCAGUUUAGUCCAGUUGAAUUUCCCCAAUAAUUCAAUAUGCCGUGUAAACAUAUUGACUGUCUGAGGCUACAAUGUGCCAAAAUCAAUGGUCUGAAAAUGUAGGGGUCUAUUACUGUAUUGAACUAUUUUACAUAGUCACUGUUUUAAGAUAGAGUGCAUCACAUCUAUUCUAUAUCUCUUGACGGCGCCAGGCUCAGUCAAAAUGGAUUAGACGCAAGGAUGUAGGUUUGCAUAGGGACGGUCGGGACAUAACACUACCAACUUUUCAGGAUGCACAAAUUGUCCCCACCAACCUUUAAGCAAAUUUAUUUGCUUUUAUAAUGAGUUAAGUUAUAUAAGUCAUUUGGAUUGUGUUCCCAUAUAGACAAUAGAAUUGACCCUACAAUUAUUAAGUGAAUUAUAUUCAUUAUGUUCAGACUUACAUUUACCCCUUUUCACUUGCUAAAUGUGUUUUUACCUCCUCAAACACACGUUUGAUUGGCUGAUGACUUACUUCACCCCCCUCCCGCCGCACACAUGCACACAGUCCUGACAGAAAAACAAGUCGAAAUCAUGCUGCCUCCUCCGCCCCCUUCGAGGAGGAGGGAUAUUAGAUUUUUUUUUCUUUUUCUGGCCAGCAGCAGCCACUUUAAGAAAUCUAAAAAUACAUUAAUGUUGUGGAGGUGGGAAACACGUCGCUAAUUUUGUUCCUGAAAGUCUGACUUACAUUAGAGUUAGCGUAACAUUAAACUGUGUGAACUUGCUAACCUGCAAAACCCCAGUAGGAAGCUGUUUAGAUGAUCUAAAUCUUAAUUGCGUGACAUUCUUAUUAUACGUGUGGUUAGUCAGCCUGCAUUGUAGUUGUGUUUGGGUCGUUUCACUAUUUGAUGUGCUGCACCCUACCCCACAUCACUGGUGUUUAGGAUGCCCUUCAAGCUAGGUUGCGCUCCAAGCUUGCUUGUUUUGAAACACGUGGUAAGAUUUGUUUUCUAAUCUUGGCAAAAAAGAAUAUGCAAUUUUGCUUUAGCCCUAAAUGGUCUCUGCUGAGUGAUCGUCACACACUAAAUGUGACUCGUAGCAUUAGCAUUUAGCGUUCAUGUUAGCAUAUAGCGUGUUGAGCGUCGUCUUUAACUCUGGGACAAGGUUUUUGUUUGUUUGUUUGUUUUUACAUUAAGUUCAUGGUGUCCAGGUGGGCUUAAUUAAUUGAAAUAAAUAAUAGUUUUCCUGCGGGGUGUGUAUUAUCAUCACUAAUACACACAUUUUUAAAUGACUAAAAUAUGACAAAGACUAAUGGUAAAUGGUAAAUGGUGUUAUACUUAUAUAGUAUUUUAGUCCAAGAGACUAAGACGGAAAUUAAAAGGGCUGCCCAAAACAACACGAUAUAUGGGUGAUUAUUAUUAAAGCUAUGCUUUACGGUAAUAAAGGACAUUUACCAAAGGUAUCUUAAAAUAGCAGAAUGCUCUGAUGACUCAGUCAUUUUUUUCACCAUUAACAGUUUGCGCUUCAGACAUACUUAAGACAUACUUUAGCUUAGCUUCAUGAGAAUCACAGAACAUACCUCAUGUAUUCUACAAAAGCACAUCUCCUCAUAAAAAUAAGUGUGAAUGUUCCAAACACAAUUGUAAUAAAAAAUUGUACCGAGUUCCAAAUUACCGUUACACCUGUUUUAACACUACUGCCAAUAACCUCAUUGUCUUGGUUUUAAGCGAGACACGCCGCUAUAGUGUCAUUUUUGUGUUUGUCUAACCAUAUUAACGUGCAGCGAGGGUUGCCACUCGCACACUGUGCUGCGCCAGUGUGCUUGUGUUAAAUAUGCAUGCUUGAAGAACUGAAGACAAAACAUUGCGGCGGAGACGGGCGGAGGGAAGAAUAUCCAUAUCGUAAUAACAUCACAGCACAUUAGCUUCAGCCGCAUGCGGCGAGAUUUGAUUUUGAAUAAUGCACUCUGAUUUAUGCGAUCGGGGAAAAUCAUGUUUGACAUUUUUAUGUGUUGGGAGGAAUCUGUAAAGAGAGUUUAAUGAGGUUAUUACAAUAAAUGAGCAUACAAAACCGCGGCCGAUGCAACAGUAAGACGUGGAAUCAAUAAAUUCAUAAUCACUGGUCUAUUUUUAUAGAAAUGUAGCAGUUUCAUUUGACUGUUUAACGCAGACGUGUUUACGCUAGGGGUGGGAACCUCUGGUUACCUUACGAUACAACAAUUAUCCCUACAUGAGUCAGGAAAUCAUGUUAGGAUAUUUAACAACAACAACUAAUAGACAGGAAAAACAAAAGCAAAAGCUAAAGUAGGCACAAUUCUAAUGGAAGAUUUUGGUAGUAACCUGUUGGUUCCAUUUUUUGUUUUCUAAACAGUGACACAUUUUUAAAACAAUCUAGUAAUUCUUGGUGUGAGCAUUUGGGCUGCAGCUAUCGAUUAUUUUCUAGUAAUUGGUUAACUAGUUCGCAUAAUCGAGUAAUCGGAUUUGGAACAUUUGAUGCGUUGCGGAAUCAAUUUUAGGAGAUGAAAAACAACGCCUUGCUAAGAUUGUACUUUCAAAAGAGCAUUAAAUACAAAUACAAAAUAAAAUUCCUGAUUGUUUCUUCAAACUAUGCACGAUUGCACGUUCAUUUAAAAAUAAAUUAAAAUACCUGAGCUUAGCCUCAAAAGGUAUUAAAAAUAAAUGAGGUUCUAAGUACAACAAAAGAACAAUUGGCUAACUUGCAGAGCAAAGGUCCGCUAGCUGAAAUGCUAAAAAAAAAUGCUUAUUUUUACAAUGCUCAUAACAAACGGUUCAAACACACACACAAAAAAACUGCUAAUUAUACGUAUAAACUAAAUGACGAAAAUAUAAAGCCGUAAACAAAUAUUAUUGGCUCAAAAAAACGUACCUUGUUUGUCUUAACAGAGAACAGCUGGAUUCAGCAAUGUUAAAUGAGUUGUCAUGUUCACUGCUGCCACUAGACCGCAGUGUAUCCACCCAAAUCAAUAAAACUAAAUACAAAUACUUUCAAAAGAAAUCAUGACAACGCCACUCUAAUUAAAUGAAUCCUCGAAGCUGCAAAAUUUGAUUCAAAGCUUUUUUCUAACAGAGUUAAUUGAUUUAGCGUUACAGCACUAGUGAGCAUAUCGAUAAGCUUUUAGGCUACAAAGAAUCGCGAUAAAUCACCUUUUCGAUAUAUUGUCAAACCCCCAAUGACUAGUAUAUUUGUAUAGAAAAUGACACAUUUCAUUGAAAUGUUUAACGUAGAUGCAUCAACACACUCAGUAAGUUUUACAAAACAUGCCACAUACCAAAAUCCAUUUUGACACAUACCCCCCAAAAAUGGCACAUGCCAAAAACCCAUUUUGCCAUAUACCAUAAAAAAUCAAACCUGGCAAAAAAAAAAAUGCCACAUGUCAAAAUCCAUUUUGCCACAUACCCAAAAAAAAAUUGCACGUGCCAAAAUUCAUUUUGCCAUAUACACAAAAAAAGCCACAUGCCACAUGCCAAAAUCCAUUUUGCUACAUACCCCCCUCAAAAAUGGCACAUGCCAAAACCCAUGUUGCCAUAUACCAUAAAAAAUGCCACAUGGCAAAAAAAUGCCACGUCAAAAUCCAUUUUGCCACAUACCAAAAAAAAAAAAAGCCACAUGCCAAAAUACUUUUUGCCACAUGUCAAAAAAAGCCACAUGUCAAAAUCCAUUUAGCCACAUACAAAAAAAAAAUUGCCACAUGGCAGAAGAAAUGCCACACGCCAAAAUCCAUUUGGCCACAUGGCAAAAAAAAAACACCACAUGCCGAAAUCCAUUUUACCACGUACCAAAAAAAAAGGCCACAUACCAAAAUCCAUUUUGACACAUGGCAAAAAUAAAGGCCAAAUGCCAAAAUCCAUUUUGCCACAUACCAAAAAAAAUUGCACAUGCCAAAAUUCAUUUCGCCAUAUACACAAAAAAAAAAGCCACAUGCCAUAUGCCAAAAUCCAUUUUGAUACAUACCCCCCAAAAAUGGCACAUGCCAAAACCCAUUUUGCCAUAUACCAUAAAAAAUGCCACAUGGCAAAAUCCAUUUUGCCACAUACCAAAAAAAUACCACAUGGCAAAAAAAAUGCCACAUGCCAAAAUCCAUUUUGGCACAUACCAAAAAAAAAAAAAAAGCCACAUGCCAAAAUACUUUUUGCCACAUGUCAAAAAAAGCCACAUGUCAAAAUCCAUUUUGCCACAUACAAAAAAAAAAUUCCACAUGGCAAAAGAAAUGCCACACGCCAAAAUCCAUUUUGCCACAUGGCAAAAAAAAAAACACCACAUGCCGAAAUCCAUUUUGCCACAUACCAAAAAAAAAAAAAAUGCCACAUGCCAAAAUCCAUUUUGACACAUGGCAAAAAUAAAUGCCACAUGCCAAAAUCCAUUUUGCCACAAAAACAAAAAAAAUUGCACAUGCCAAAAUUCAUUUCGCCAUAUACACAAAAAAAAGCCACAUGCCACAUGCCAAAAUCCAUUUUGCUACAUACCCCCCAUAAAUGGCACAUGCCAAAACCCAUUUUGCCAUAUACCAUAAAAAAUGCCACAUGGCAAAAAAAUGCCACAUGUCAAAAUCCAUUUUGCCACAUACCAAAAAAAUACCACAUGGCAAAAAAAUGCCACAUGCCAAAAUCCAUUUUGGCACAUACCAGAAAAAAUGCCACAUGCCAAAAUACUUUUUGCCACAUGUCAAAAAAAGCCACAUGUCAAAAUCCAUUUUGCCACAUACCAAAAAAAAAUUGCACAUGCCAAAAUUCAUUUCGCCAUAUACACAAAAAAAAAGCCACAUGCCACAUGCCAAAAUCCAUUUUGCUACAUACCCCCCAUAAAUGGCACAUGCCAAAAUCCAUUUUGCCAUAUACCAUAAAAAAUGCCAAAUGGCAAAAAAAUGCCACAUGUCAAAAUCCAUUUUGCCACAUACCAAAAAAAUACCACACGGCAAAAAAAUGCCACAUGCCAAAAUCCAUUUUGGCACAUACCAAAAAAAAUGCCACAUGCCAAAAUACUUUUUGCCACAUGUCAAAAAAAAACACAUGUCAAAAUCCAUUUUGCCACAUACAAAAAAAAAAAAAAAAAGCCACAUGGCAAAAGAAAUGCCAGACGCCAAAAUCCAUUUUGCCACAUGGCAAAAAAACACCACAUGCCAAAAUCCAUUUUGCCACAUACCAAAAAAAAAAAGCCACAUGCCAAAAUCCAUUUUGACACAUGGCAAAAAUAAAUCCCACAUGCCAAAAUCCAUUUCGCCACAUACCAAAAAAUGCCACAUGUCAAAAUCCAUUUUGCCACAUGGCAAAAAAAGGCCACAUGCCAAAAUCCAUUUCGCCACAUCUCACAAAAUAUGCCACAUGACAUAAAAAUGCCACUUGCCAAAAUCCAUUUUGCCACGUACCAAAAAAAAAGAUAGCACAUGCCGAAAUCCAUUUCGCCAUAUACCAAAAAAAAAAAAAAAAAAACACACAUGGGAAAAAAAUGCCACAUGCCAAAAUCCAUUUUGCCACAUGGCAAAAAAAUUGCCACAUGGCAAAAUCCAUUUUGCCACAUACCAAUUACCACUUUUCGUUCUCGCUGUCUCUCAUUAAUCAUGUCCCUACAGAGGACGUUUCAAACUGAAAAUUAUUUUGCUAGCACGCACAUUGGCAACACGGAUUUGCAGGUGACUAAGUUAUUGUUGUCUGCUAUGGAUGGUAAUUAACCUCUUGUAUUUUUUAAACAGAAACCAUCGAUAAAAAUGCAAAUCAAUAGCGGGACCGGGGGCGAGGGCUCGAUAAAGGCUGUCGCAGAGGAUUGCAUUAUAUUUAACAGACAUUACAUUAUGUCCACCUCCUCGGGCUGCAAUCAUUAGCCCCCCAUCUAUUUCUCAAUCGUGACUGUCAUUUGAGAGCAGGCUGAUUGUGUUAGAAGGUAGCUUUGAUUGCGAUGAUGAGUGCACUGCUGCUGAUGAAAAGAAAAUGGGCCAUCUUAAGAGUGAAGGGGGGUUGGGUAAGGGGGCGGAUAUGCUGUCAAUGACAGCCAAUGGUGAUGUAAGGCUCAAACACACCGCGUUAUUUCCAAAUGUACCAUCAUUGAAUUCAUCUGUCGUCCAACUGUAGCAAUGUCAAAUUAGCAUGUGAAGCAGGGCUGCAACUAUCUAUUAUUUAAGUAAUCGAUUGGAUAAAUUAGUUCGAUUAAUUGAGUCAUCGGAUAACAAACAUUUAAUGCGAUGCAGAAUGAUUUUAGAAGAUGUAAAACAGUAACAAGUGUGUACGCUUGCAUUAACAUCUAAGUUGACUUGAUUGCAUGUUCAAAAGAGCAUUAAAUGUGAAUACAAAAUAAAAUAAAUAUAAUAAAAAAGUAAAUUAAAAUACCUGCGCUUGGCCUAGCAAUGGUCUAAAAAAUCUAAGUAAAACAAAAGAGCAAAAAAGUUUAAAUUUCUAAUUAGUUAAAUCGAUAUGUAAUUUUAGUCGAUUGUAAUAAAUUUGCAUAGCAAAAGUGUGCUAGCUUAAAUGCUAUAAAAUGAAAAACUUACAAUUUUUUUUUUUUUUUUUUUACAAAUACAUAUUCCCACAACAAAGUCUAAAUAUGCUUCUAACCUAAAUUACAAAUGCAUAAGCAAUUGUAUUGGCUCAAACAAAAACUCAAAGCCUUAUGUUGGCAUGAACAGGGAGCAGCUGCAUUCAGCCUAGACAAGUUCUGUCAUAUUCACUUUUGCCACCAGAGGGCAGUGUACCCCCCUAAAUAAAACUAAAUGCAACUCUUUCAAAACAAACCAUAACAAUGCCCCUCUAAUCAAAUGAAUCAUCGAAGCAACAAAAUUAAUUCGAAGCCUUUGUUCAAAUCGAAUUAAUCGUUUAAGAACUCAUAUGAAGCAAAUAUUAAUGAGGCUGAGCUAACUAACCACAAUCCUUACUUGUGUAGGCAAUAAGGGUUUAAUGGUUUACCUGAAUGGGUUCGGUUUGGUUCACUUGGUUACCGUUUUGAUUUUGUUUCAAGCAUUUUUAUUCCUCAUAAAUGUAUCAUUCGCGCGAGCUAAGAAAUUCUUGGGAACCGCAAUACUUGUAUGAAAUGUUUGAGCAGUUAAUCACUGCAUGAAAACAAGACGCUCUAACAUUCCAAUUGGGAAAUGCAGAGAACACAACAGAAAGCGCCGCGAGAGCUUUGAUUUCGACGGUCCUCAGCGGCUAUUCAAAUCCUCCAGGCAACAUGAUGCCACUUACCUCCGUACACAAAGACACAUUUGGCUAAAUCGUAACUAUUGGCCUGGAAUAGCGUGACACGGGAGCCAGCUUGAGUGACUGAGAAAUGAACCUUGUUAUGCGUCCCGACAACGGGGCAAAUAAAAACAUGACUCUCACUUACUGGCCGCCUGCGACCACAGGCCUAUACAUCAGCAUUAGAAAAGGGUUUCGGCAGCCUCAAGGUCAGCUCAAUUUCCUCCCGCUGUUAUGAAGUAUCAGAAUCGCAGCAAGAGAGGGCAGCCACACACAUACGUGUAAGGAAAUGAUUUAGGAGGAAGCAGAGGGGUGAUUUGUACUACUAAAAGAGCUUCUGUGACCAAUAGGGGCGGGGACGUCUGAGUAACUCAUGAUACGAUACGAUUUGCGAUACAAGGCUCACGAUAACAAUAAGUGUAUGGUCAAAAAUUACAACCACACGUUUUUCUGCCAUUCAAAAUGAAUGGAAAAUUUGGACGUUCCGUCAAUGGCAUAGCCUGACUCAGGUACCAGUUGAAUGUCUAUGCGCUGUAAUAGUAAGUGUAUGCAUUCAAAAAUCACAGCCACACGUUUUUCUGCCCUUUAAAAUGAAUGGAAAAUUUGGACGUGCAUGGCCGUCAAUGGCAUGGACGUGCAUGACCUGCAAAAUGCCAUAUACCAAAAAAAAAAAGGCCACAUGCCAAAAUACAUUUUGCCACAAGGCAAAAAAACGCCACAUGCCAAAAUACAUUUUGCCACAUACCCCAAAAAAUGCCACAUGCAAAAAUACAUUUUGCCACAUACCAAAAAAGCCACAUGGCAAAAACAUUGCCACAUGUCAAAAUACAUUUUGCCACACACCCAAAAAAAGCCACGUGGCAAAAAAAAAGUCAUGUCAUGUGCCAAAAUACAUUUUGCCACAUACACCCCCCCCAAAAAAAAAACAUGCCAAAUGGCAAAAUAAAAUUUGCCACAUACCCCAAAAAAGCGCCACAUGCCAAAGUACAUUUAGCUACAUACCCCAAAAAAUGCCACAUGGCAAAAAAAAAGUCACAUGCCAAAAUACAUUUUGCAACAAACCCCCCCACCAAAAAAAUCCCAUAUGCCAAAAAAAAUGCCACAUUCCAAAAUACAUUCUGCCACAUAGCAAAAAAAUGCCACAUGGCAAAAUACAUUUUGCCAGAUCCCCCCCCCCCUCCCCAAAAUGCCAUAUGGAAAAAAAUGCCAGAUGGCAAAAUACAUUUAGCUACAUACCCAAAAAAAUGGCACUUGGCAAAAAAAAAUAAGACGUGCCAAAAUAUAUUUUGACCCCCCCCCAAAAUGCCAUAUGGCAAAAAAAUGCCACAUGCCAAAAUACAUUUUGCCACAUGGGAAAAAAUGCAACAUGGCAAAAUACAUUAAGCUACAUACCCAAAAAAUGCCACAUGACAAAAAAUUCACACGCCAAAAUACAU